Molecule: messenger RNA, 2084 nt
Organism: Lactuca sativa (garden lettuce)
Lineage: Eukaryota; Viridiplantae; Streptophyta; Magnoliopsida; Asterales; Asteraceae
Product: eukaryotic translation initiation factor-like protein
Molecular function (GO): mRNA binding; translation initiation factor activity
Source: RefSeq, a predicted model, not a curated record
UUAUCCCUGAAAAAUCAAGUAGCUUCGCAAGUAUUUAGCCGUGACUCCAACGCAAACGUCCCUUUCUCUCUCUCUCUCUCCCUCUCUCUGAAUCCCUAGAGAGAGAAAUCUGUGUUUCAUAGAGAUUAUUAAGGAACACAACCAUUUGUAUACCCUCUUUCGAUACAUUCAUUCGUAUAUAGACCCAAAGAGGAACGAAAAUCCAAGAAUUAGCAACAACAAUGGCGAAGAAGAAAGCUACCAUGACUCUCAAAGACUUCCAUGGCGGUUCAAUCCCUUCUGAUCUUCCUCUACCCUCCGCUCCUGGCGUAACUGUGAGGCCUUUGAAUCAUACUGGAUUUGAUCGUCAUACUUCAUGGACAAAUCCAAUGGGAAGACAAGAUCACAGGUUGCGUCCAGGUUCAGCAGGUGCAGUGAGAACAUACGAUGAUAAAACCCCCUUCCUCUCUCACAAUGUCCAAAUUGGGCGUAAUUUUGAUGAAGAUGAAAGAAAGCCAUUAGAUGGCGGCUCUACUCCACGACGAACCGUAAGUGAUGAAAAUAUCCGUGGCGGCAGCGGUGGUGGUGGUGGUGGGGUGGCGGUUCGCCAGGAGCCAAAAUUUGAGUACCCCUUGGCUGGAAAUGCCCCUACUCGGCCUGCCACCACCCCUGUUUCUCAAUUCCCUGGUGGCAGCUCAGCUUCUUAUGCCGCCAGGUUUAGCGAAUCAUCCAAUGUUGGUGUAAACUCCGGCCCCUCACCAAACGCGUGGGGCCCAAGGAAAGUCGCCGGAAUCACCGAGCCAGUGGCGGCUUCUUGGUCGGCUCCUGAUGCCGCCACCAAGUUAGCCCAUGCAAGUGCACUGGAGAAGGUGUCUUCAGGUCGCUGGCUUUCUAACCAACAUAAACAGGUGGAUGUAGAGGUGAUUAGACACCCUGAGCCUGAAGCUAAAGUCCAAACAAAGGGAAACAUGUACACCACACCGGAAGCCGCCAGGAGUUGGACCACAAACGAGGUGGUGCCGCCAGUGGCUCCACGGGAAGUCCCAAGAACAGAUGUGGUUCAAGAUCUGCAGCCUUCAGAGGUGUCUGAGAGACCAAAGUUGAAGUUACUUCCAAGAUCAAAACCAGUCGAGAAUUUGGAACCCUUGGUGGCUUACAAACAGGCUAUCCCACAGGCGGGUGAAGCAGGUAUGGUGGAUACUGGAAAUGAGAGUUAUGGAAAUGCAAAUGCUACAGAGGAUGGAAACCAGGGAUUUGAUAGACCAAGAGUGAACUUAAAGCCACGUUCACAACCUAUUGAACAAAUGGAAAGAAACACAGAUAGAGAAAGAAAUUCCUUGUUUGGUGGUGCUCGCCCUCGAGAAUUGGUUUUGAAAGAGAGGGGAGUCGAUGAUGUUGCUGUUAACCAUGACACGAUCCAGUCUCCUCCUAAUAGGGCAAAAAAGGAAAUAACCAGGGCCGACAAUCCACCUGUCACGUCCCGCCAAAACGGAAAACCCGAACCCCUGGACCACCACAGAACCGCCAGUAAAACCCGAGACCAUGUAGAGAAAUCAGAUGCUCAGAGAAGAAGCAACUGGAGAAAUGAGAAUCGAAAGAUCGAAAAACAACCACCACCACCGCCGACGCCACAGGAGCGGCCACCAUCGCCGGAAACCUGGCGAAAACCGGUGGAGCCCACACCACCGGUGGGGCCACGUUACGGAAAAGCAGCUUCCGCUGUGGAGCUGGCUCAAGCCUUUUCCAAAUCGGUCUCGGACCCAAAGGUGGGGUUGAGAGGGGUUCCCGGGCAGGGGCAGAUUCCGUUUUCUAGGCUGACCGGGCAGCCCGCAACUAGGCCUCAUCAGAUCAACGGGCACUGAAUGUGUUGAAAAAAUUAUGUUUCUUGAAGCUGCCCGUGAAGGUCAAGAGUUGACUUGAAUGAAGCGUGAGUGGGUUUUCGGUGAUAGUACCAAUAUGUGGGAUGAACGUUGGAGAAAGGGAGGGAGGGGAGAGGAGAGAGGAAAACAAUAAUCUUGUUUCUGACACUUUUUUUUAUCGAGGAAAAGAUUGAUUGAUGGAUGUUUUUACUGAAAAGGGUAAAAGUGUGCCAAUUAUUUCAUGCA